GUCGCCGCCCUGGCAACAAGCUGCAAAAAAAACCAAAAAAAACAUCCGCCCUGUCUUCAUCAGCAUCAGCUGGCCCCGUUUGAGACGCAGACAGUUUUAAUGUGGACUUUCAUUUGAAUCUAAAAUGGACAGUUUGCCAGCAGGAGGUCCGCGGUAUCUGAAAAGGAGAGUGAAGGGAUGUACUCUUGAGGUCCACCCCACUGAGAGAGCCCUCGUGGUUCAGUAUGAGGUGGAGGCCACUGUCUUGGGAGAGCUGGGGAACCCUAUGGUUGGAGAACGCAAAGAGUGUCAGAAAAUUAUUCGCCUGAAAAGCCUGAACGCCCACACAGAUACGUCCUCUUUGGCCCAGAAGGUUGUGGAGGAAUGUCGUCUGAUUCCCUCGUCCAAGCUCCACGAGGUGGAGCAGCUGCUCUUCUAUUUGCAAAACCGCAAACAAUCAAAUGACAUCCAAGAGAAGAAACGCAUCUCACCUCAAGACUCCACACCUUACGCAGGAGUGGAGCUGGACGAGGUGGCGAGCAUCAACAGCAUCGAUGAGUAUGUGGAGCUGCUGUAUGAGGACAUCCAGGAGAAGAUCAGAGGAGCCACGCUCAUCUUCCAACUGGCUCGCAACCCGGACAACCUGGAGGAGCUCAUACAGAACGAGGCGGCCCUUGGAGCCCUGGCCAGAGUUUUGAGGGAGGACUGGAAGCAAAGUGUGGACCUGGCAACAACCAUCGUCUCUGUCUUCUUCUGCUUCUCCAGUUUCUCCCAGUUCCAUGGCCUGGUCACACAUUUCAAGAUUGGGGCCCUUUGUAUGAAUAUCAUUGAGCAUGAGCUGAAGAGGUUCGACCUCUGGCAAGACGAACUACAGAAGAAGAAGAAGGCCUAUGAAGAAUUCUCUGAGAACCAAAAUCUGAAGAAGGAACACGAGAAGUCUUUCAGAAAGUACCAGAGCCUUCUGACCAAGCAGGAGCAGCUUCUCAGAGUUGCUCUGUGCCUGCUGCUGAACCUGGCUGAAGACACCCGCACUGAGCUGAAGAUGAGGAACAAAAACAUCGUCCACACGCUGGUGAAGAUCCUGGACCGGGAAGACGAGGAGCUGCUGCUGGUGGUGGUGUCCUUCCUCAAGAAGCUCUCCAUCUUCCUGGAGAACAAGAAUGACAUGGCUGAAACAUUUGCCGUGGAGAAGCUGGCUCGGCUGGUUCCCUGCGAUCACGAGUACCUCCUGAGCACCAGCUUGCGCCUCCUGCUCAACCUAUCCUUCGACACGUCGCUGCGCAGCCAGAUGGUCCAGACAGGACUCCUUUCCAAGGUCUCCUCACUGCUCGCUGACGAGGCCCAGAGACAGCUCAGCAUGUGCAUUCUGUACCACAUCAGCAUGGACGACAGAUUCAAGUCCAUGUUUGCCGACACAGACUGCAUACCGCAGCUGAUGAAGAUGGUGUUUGACUGUGGGGAGGAGACGAUGGAUGUUGCGCUCAUCUCGCUCUGCAUCAACCUGGCUGCUAACAAGAGCAACGCAAAGGUCAUCUGUGAAGGCAACGGUCUGAAGAUGCUGAUGAAGCGUGCUGUGAAGCUGAAGGAUGUUCUGGUGAUGAAGAUGAUCAGAAACCUUUCUCAGCACAACGGACCCACCAAGAGCCUCUUCCUGGACCAUGUCGGUGACCUGGCAGCUGAGAUCAGUGAGGAGGAGGCGGAGGAGUUUGUGAUCGAGUGUCUGGGCACGCUGGCCAAUCUGACCAUCGCCGACCUGGACUGGGCUCUGGUCCUCAAGGAGUACAACCUGGUGCCCUACCUGAAAGACAGAAUUAAACCAGGUUCUGCUGAGGAUGACCUCAUUCUGGAGGUGGUGAUCAUGAUCGGCACCGUGUCCAUGGAUGACUCGUGUGCAGCCAUGUUGGCCAAGUCUGGGAUCAUUGCUGCUCUUAUUGAGCUGCUCAACGCCCGUCAAGAGGAUGAUGAGUUUGUGUGUCAGAUUGUCUACGUCUUCUACCAGAUGGUCUUUCACAAAGCUACCAGGGACGUCAUCGUCAAAGACACUCAAGCGCCUGCGUACCUCAUCGACUUGAUGCACGAUAGCAACGCCGAGAUCCGCAAAGUCUGCAACAACACGCUGGAUAUCAUCGCUGAAUAUGACGAGGAGUUGGGAGAGAAGAUCCAGAAUGAGAAGUUCCGCUGGUACAAUUGCCAGUGGCUGGAGAUGGUGGAGAACCGUCCAAUGGAUGAGGCGGAAGAGGACUUCCUGUACGGGGAGGACGGAGAAUCCUUCAUCGGGGACAGAGACCUCCUGGAGAGACCCGAUCUGUUCUACAGCGCCGAGGGGAUCAUCUCAGCAGACGGUGCCAUCAGUCCCGAGUUCUACACCGACUUGAGCAGUUUGUCGGAGCAGUUUGUCCCAGCAGAUCGACCUGUCAGCGCCUACGGCUUCCGCCCAGACGAGCAGUUUUUCUUCAACUACAACACCGCCUCCCGGUAAACCUGGAACCCCUGACACACAAAACACUGUACAGGCGUCGUGCCCACUGGGCCACUGAAGCUGCAUCUUGAUUGUGGAGGAAUAGCAUUGACAGGUGUCUUUUCUUUGAGCAUCGCUCAGCGCUUUAUAUGUCGUCACAGCAAAAUAAUUAUCACCAUAAGGGUCAGUCAGUCUGUUCAUGAGGCAAACAGGAAGUGUCCUUUUCUUGAUGUUGGAGUACCAAAAGUAAUUUUUCUUAUUUGAAUAUACCGGCACUGAUUCAGGGGAAACUGCUGGAACAAACAACUGCACAGAGAAUAAGUUGAAUUACCCCACCCACAAAAUCCUCAAGACUCCAUAUGAAAGUAUGUGAUUUAUUCAUAUUAUUUAAAUAUUUUACACUUAAAACAACUAAAAAAACUCACAUAUUAAGGUCGAUCUUAAAUUUCAUUUGACUUUUAUUCAGAUGAAUUUGUAAAUAUUUUAAUAUUGCUUAUGUGAUUCAAGAACAAGUGCUGUGAAUCAAAGCUUAAUACGUCUGUUUCGUGAUAAACUAGGCAGCUGUUGAUUUAACACUGAACUGCGUUUUUCAGAUUUUUACCGUCACGUUUGACACAAACGAAUGUUUUUUUUGUAACCACAGCCUGCCUAAUGUGAUCGUUCAUGAACGCUACUUCAGGCAAAGAAAAUACAUAGAAAGAGAUAAGUGCGUUUUGAAUCUGGUGAUAUUCUAAAAAAAUGUUCUGAUGUCAACAAAUGCCAUGCGCAGACUCAAACCAACAAUGUGUUGGUGCGUCUCAAUACUUUCUGACUUCCUGUCUGUGUCUCUCAGCUCCAAGCCCAUUGGUACAUAUUAACAUCAACCUUUAAGUAUAUAGUUCCCUUAAAGCAAAAAAGGCUGUAAUCUUAAACAGCUAGUCAUAGUACUUUUAUCAAACAGGAGGAAAUAGUGCAUUUGUUGGGGACUAUUUUCAGCAGCGGAUUAAUCCACAUUUGGAGCUGUAGUGAGUACUUGUGGCAGCAGGAUGGUGCGUGUGGGAUUGAGUCAAAAUAAACUAGUGUGUAUUCAUGGUGGUGAAGGAACAUGUCAUCCAGUGCAACAGUGUGGCUCAUUGAUGUGUUUUUAAAGGAGCUCUAUGGCUCAGAGGAAGAAGACACACUGGGCUCUGACACACACACACACACACAAUACUUGUUAGUAGACGAUAGUAGAUUCACUGUCGGUUGGAUUUAUUAACAAGAGGAAAACAUCCUUUAACAGAGAUAAUAUUUUAUAGACUUAAAACCAGUCUGGCUCACUGGCUGGCGUAUUUAUUUAUU
Messenger RNA from Anarrhichthys ocellatus (wolf-eel), 3757 nucleotides. It is a transcript of the gene kifap3a, whose product is annotated as kinesin-associated protein 3a. The transcript is spliced from 20 exons. Gene Ontology annotation, molecular function: kinesin binding. The record is from RefSeq and is a predicted model, not a curated record. Bases 125 to 2458 code for a protein of 777 amino acids. Gene Ontology annotation, cellular component: ciliary transition zone; kinesin II complex; axoneme. Gene Ontology annotation, biological process: microtubule-based movement; cilium organization. NCBI's taxonomy places the organism in Eukaryota, Metazoa, Chordata, Actinopteri, Perciformes, Anarhichadidae.